Carassius gibelio (silver crucian carp) is the source of this 1169-nucleotide messenger RNA. RefSeq names its product protein SNORC-like. Gene Ontology annotation, biological process: cartilage development. The transcript is spliced from 3 exons. The record is from RefSeq and is a predicted model, not a curated record. The coding region runs from base 223 to 591 and encodes 122 amino acids. Lineage: Eukaryota; Metazoa; Chordata; Actinopteri; Cypriniformes; Cyprinidae.
CCUCUGAUGGACUUGAAGGCAUCGUGCUCCAGGAUUGGAAAGACUCUGACGAGGGUGGGCAGUUACCAGAAGAGUUGACAAAAGUCUGCACUGUCUAUACAGAGUCCUCCCACCUAAACCCAGCUACCCCUGCCUCUCUCGCGCAGUCCCUCACUUGUCCUCUGUGUGCUUCAUUAACGUACCCGUCUAGGAGCAGUGAGCAGAAGUGUCCGGCCAGGAACCAUGGGCAUCCGAAGCAGUUACAUCGGUCUUUCUAGGCUUAUCUUCAUUGGCGCUCUGGCCAUCUGCAUGGCUUUUGUGCAGUCAGAAACAGUGGCUGAUUCCUCCCCUACACUGCAGUAUGAUAAUCAGGACACACUAUCCGGUGCUGGAAGCUUCGAUGUGACCACAAAAAUACCUUUACAAGAAGACCCCACAGAGAGCACCCACACCUAUGAUUAUGAGGACGGAACAUACUCAAUAACUCUGGAUGAGGAAGAAGUUGUGUUGGGGCCAGGUGCCAUCACAGCUAUCGUCAUCGCCGUGUUCCUCGGAGCCUCUGUUCUUCUCGCUCUCAUUGUGAUCAUGCUCAGAAAGUUUACUGCCUCUUAAGGGACAUUUAUGUGUUUUCAUUUCCUCCCUUCCUCAAACCCAUCUUUUCUUUUUACUUUCCUCUGAACUGUAUUUUCAUGUGUCUCAUUGGUGGCAGGUCCUUCAUGAAAUGGAUGCUCUUUGCUGAGACCUGUUUUGUGAUUUCUUACUCCUAUAAAACUGAAGACAGAGAAAAACAGAAUUAGGCUGAACAAAAAAGUAACUGCAAUCAAGAGAAGUCAUUGGUUCAUUUGUUUGGUGACCGUAUAAUCAAUAUCCUCUUGUAAUAAGGUUUAGACUUAAAUGUUAAAAGGCAGAAUUAUUAUAUUAAAGCCACAUUUUAAGAUAUUUAAUACCAUCCAUCCUUUUUUUUUGUUUCAUACUGAUACUGUAUUGUAUGAUACUGUAUUGUAAUGUAUACCAACUUUCUUGUCCUUUAGAGUUUGAUAAAGUUUGUGCGUGUGUGUGUACAGUAUGUAUUGAGUGAAAUCAAAGCAGUCUGAGAGUGAGUGAUUUAACUGAACUUUUAUACAUAAACUGAUGAAACUGUCACCUUGUGAUUGGUCACUGAACAGAUAAAGAGACCAUGUUUAAUCCUC